CACCACUCUCCACUCACUAUCCUCUCUCAAAAAUGGAAAGAAACACUCCUUCAAUACCAUUUCUCUUCACUAUUUUCUUCACCCUUCACCUUACUAAUUCUCUUGAAUAUCAAUCACUUACCUUACAUUCUCUCCCUCAACCUCAACCUCAAUCCCUCUCAUGGUCUACUCAAGAACUAGAACAACAAAAUUUUGACGAAAAUACCCUUUCUGUACAAUUACACCAUGUAGACUUACUCUCACUUUCAUCCUUUAACACCACAUCACAUGCAUUGUUCAAACUCCGUCUUAAACGUGACGCCGUUAGAGCAAAAUCUAUCUCCACCCUUGCUGCUGCGGUUGCUAAUGCUAACGGCACCGUUAAGGGCUUUAGUAGCUCUGUUAUCUCUGGUCUUUCUCAGGGUAGCGGCGAGUACUUCACACGUAUCGGCAUAGGUACUCCUCCCAAGUAUGCUUACUUAGUUCUCGACACCGGAAGCGACAUCGUUUGGAUCCAAUGUUCGCCUUGCAAAAAAUGCUACUCACAAUCCGACCCGGUUUUUGACCCGACAAAAUCCUCCUCCUUCACUUCUCUGUCCUGCGAUUCUCCGUUGUGUCGCCGGCUCGACUCGCCCGGCUGCAACAACCACAACAAAUGUCUCUACCAAGUCGCUUACGGCGACGGUUCUUUCACCGUAGGCGAAUUCUCAACGGAAAGUUUCAUGUUCAGAAAGACGAGCAUUAACGACAUUGCCUUUGGUUGCGGUCAUGAUAAUGAGGGUUUGUUUGUUGGAGCAGCUGGUUUAUUAGGUUUAGGUAAAGGGAAGUUAUCAUUUCCGGGUCAAGCCGGUACCCGGUUCGGUGAAAAAUUCUCUUACUGCCUCGCGGACCGGACAGGUUCGGCUUCAUCCAAACCAUCCUACAUUGUUUUCGGGGAAUCAGCUGUUACGAAAAAUACCAUUUUUACCCCUCUCCUCACAAACCCAAAGCUCGACACAUUUUAUUACGUCGAGCUCACGGGGAUCAGUGUCGGAGGUACUAAAGUACCUGCGAUCACCCCAGAGCUGUUCAAACUCAACGCUUACGGUAAUGGUGGUGUCAUUGUUGAUUCGGGUACAUCAGUGACCCGGUUGACCCGACCCGGUUAUAUAGCAGUGAGGGAUGCUUUUAGAUUGGGUGCUAAGGAUUUAAAAAGAGCACCGGAGUUCUCGUUGUUCGACACGUGUUAUGAUAUGAGUGGCAAAACGGAAGUGAAGGUACCAACAUUGGUGUUACAUUUUAAAGGAGGUGACGUGGCGUUGCCAGCGAGUAAUUAUUUGAUACCUGUGAGCAGUGAUGGGAGGUUUUGUUUCGGGUUUGCGGGUACGAAUAGCGGGUUGUCUAUUAUUGGGAAUAUUCAACAACAGGGUUUUCGGGUCGUGUUUGAUGUUGCGGGUUCUCGGUUAGGGUUUGCUCCUCGCGGCUGUUCUUAGUGGGCGUUUGGACGUAAAAAUUACGAAAUUUGGAAAAAUGUAGUAUUUGUGUUAAGCUAAAAAUAAUAUUCGGAAAUUGACUUUGUGUUUGGAUAUGAAUACAAAUUGAAGUUGUUUUUGAAUUUUUGUGAGUGAUUUGGAGUGAAAGUUGUGAAAACAGCUCGGAAUUUUGAAAUAUUUCAAAAGAUGAAUUCUUGUAAACAA
Molecule: messenger RNA, 1655 nt
Organism: Lycium barbarum (goji berry)
Lineage: Eukaryota; Viridiplantae; Streptophyta; Magnoliopsida; Solanales; Solanaceae
Product: aspartyl protease family protein 2-like
Exons: 2
Coding region: 33-1451 (472 amino acids)
Biological process (GO): proteolysis
Molecular function (GO): aspartic-type endopeptidase activity
Source: RefSeq, a predicted model, not a curated record